GCAAUGAGUGCUCAGUGAAUUAGUUUGAGCCUGUUGGUGUGAAUUCCUCACGAUGGCCAACCUCACCAUGGUCGACAUGACCGCUGAGAACGGCACAUCGCCGGCGCCGGACAACCAGACCCUGGGUGUCUGGACCGACUACACGGUCGAAUACAAAGUGGCCAGCGUGUUCUUGGUCACCCUCAUCUGCGGACUGGGCAUCGUGGGCAACGUGAUGGUCAUACUGGUGGUCCUGACCACCAAGCACAUGCGGACCCCCACCAACUGUUACCUGGUGAGCCUGGCCGUGGCCGACCUCAUGGUGCUGACGGCCGCCGGGUUGCCCAACAUCACCGACGCCCUGCACGGCCAGUGGGUGUACGGUUACGCAGGCUGCCUGGGGAUCACCUAUUUCCAAUACCUGGGAAUAAACGCGUCCUCGUGCUCCAUCACCGCGUUCACCGUGGAGCGCUACAUCGCCAUCUGCCACCCCAUCAGAGCGCAGUUCCUGUGCACGCUGUCCAGGGCGAAGAAGAUCAUCCUGCUGGUGUGGACGCUCACCUCCGCCUACUGCGUCAUGUGGCUCUUUCUGGCCGACACCAAGACGCUGGCGUACGACAACGUGGUGCUGCUCAGCUGCGCCUACAAGGUGUCCAGGAGUUACUACCUGCCCGUCUACUUCACGGACUUCGCCGCGUUCUACGUGCUGCCCCUCAUGCUCGCCACGGUUCUGUACGGACUGAUCGCCCGGAUCCUGUUCGUCAACCCGCUGCCCGCGGACCCCCAAGGGGGCACCAAGAAGUGGAAGAAAGAGACGAGCCAGGGGGGGAGGAUGAUCGGCACCUGCUCCUCCAGCAGCACCACGGCUGCCUCCCGCAGACAGGUGACGAAGAUGCUGGCCGUGGUGGUGGUCCUCUUCGCCUUACUUUGGAUGCCCUACCGCACCUUAGUGGUGGUCAACUCCUUCCUGGACAAAGCCUACCUGGACACCUGGUUCCUGCUCUUCUGCCGUCUCUGCAUCUACCUAAACAGCGCCAUCAACCCGGUCAUCUACAACGCCAUGUCCCAGAAGUUCCGCGCCGCUUUUAAGAAGUUGUGCCACUACGGCCCUCAGCACAUGGAGAAACCGGCCUCUUACAGCGUGGCGCUCACCUACAGUGUCAUCAAGGAGACGUCCAACGGGGAAAGUCCCGACCACUUCACGACGGAAAUGGACGAGGAGCUGAACACUCCGACAGAUCGGUACUUACCCGCCGGCAUCCUGCCGAGUGCCAAGAAGAUGCCGUUCGCGGAGCCUUCCCCGUCAGGUAGUGAUGUCAAAGCCUGACGGAAAACAAAUUUUCCACCUGAAGUGGAAUGGAUUCAGCCCCCAGAGGGACAUUUGAGAGACAGGUUAAAUACGCAGACAUCCCCCUUUCAAUUAAAAGUUGCCAAAAGCCAAAUAGUAUGGCAUUUGAUGAGCUAACUGUUAAAAAAAAAAAAAAAAGCAGGCAACUUUCAUGAAUCUUGCAAAAAUACAGUUAAUUAAUAAAUUGAUGAAGCAAACCGAAACUAAAUUGAAGCAAACUGCCUCCAUCCACUUCCUCUCUUCCUCCCCCCUUAACAGAGAGAAGCUUCACAAGUGGACAUCAUGGGGCUGAGUGAUACGUUAAAAACAUUUGAUCACCAUAUUUAUAUUGAUAUUUAAUCAAGGACGAGGACGUUUUUGUUGUUGUUGUUUUUUUGUUGAGCUCACGAUUCACUCGCAAGGAACGUUGAAGCGAAACUAAAUGACCAAGAAUUGUGUCACCUGAAGACGGGGACAUCUAUUUAAAUGACUAAACUGUACAAAAAUAUACAUAAAAUCCUCAUGAAUCCCGUUGUGUGAAAUGUUUACAGCCAUGGAGCGUGUAUAUCUUGGGUCAAUUGCGUUCAUCAGUGCAGUAAUGUUCCAGUUGGUUGAGACUCGGCUCUAAUUACUGGUGAGAGUACGAGCAUCAGAGGGAGAUGCUGCAGGUUGAACAUAGUUCCUUUUUCUUCCUGUUAUUGGUACACAUCACCUACAGUAUCUGUUGUGCGAUGUCGAUGUGUCAGACUUUAGAAUACAUCGGCCUCACCCUGUGUGGACCCGUUUCAUCAACGCUGUGGCCUCAUUUCCCUUGCAUGGCUCGGCUCGACUGGCUAGUUUUUCCACUGCAGAUAACGGGGUACCCGGGUAAAAGCCAAAUUGCCAUGACGUCACCUUCAACGUGUGACUCACUGGACAUCUUGUCAUCGACAACCAAACAGUCUGCACUCUGACAAUUGUCGUAGUUUUGCAGGUUGACUUUUCUUUUUUUUUUUAGUCGAGUACAACAAUCGUGGUCGCUACUGACGAUAGCUUGGCUAUUUAAAAAAUGGUGGGUUUGUGCGUGACGUCUCUCAGCUGCAUCUCGUACGCAUAUUGUGUCGUAUUAGCUUCCUGGCUAACGAGAAUUCAUGCGGAAUAGCGGAAAACGUCAAGCUAGCUUUUAGUGGUCAGUAAAUACCUCCAAAGGCCGCUUGCUAAACCACCGCAACGUGUCUCGUUUUCUUUUUCCUCCACGUGUCACAUGCACAAGAUGUAAUGUGUGGUGGGCGUGGAGGCUUCAAGGGUUUUUAAAGUCGCCGAUGGACCGGGCGGAAAGUAAUGAGAAUCGUACGUCAGUCGAAUUACUUUUACCGUUGAGAAAUUUUGUAAAGUAUUGUAAUUUAAAUGAAUAAUGUGUAAUGUGUAAAUUAUGCCAUUUUUUCAAGCAACAUAUGAACCGAUUACUGUCUUGGGAUUGGGUGGUAUGCUAAAGCAUGCUGUCAAGCAAUUUGUGUUCAUCUACAAUGUAUCAAAGUCUCACAUCUCAGUGCUAACCCGGUUUCACUCGUAGCAUUAGUCUCUCUUUGUUCACGAACCUCUCCCACCAGCAACCGUGUCAUUCAGAUGAAUCCAAAACCGUGACAUUUUAAUCUCGCUGCCGAGAGAAAGCACAGACAUUGAAUUACAUGACUUUUUGAGAAGAGUCGAGACAAGGACGAAUAAUUUAAAACCUGCUGUGUCAUCGAAAACACCUCCCGAGCUCUAAUGAUUUCUGCGGGGGACUUUAGUGUGAACAGGGACAGGCACCAAAGCCUUAUGAUGGUCACCGUGAAGACGACCACUCGGGACUCAGGUCAGUGGCCCGUUGUAUGAUUAUGAGGGUGUGACUCUGGUGUGCAGACCGAGAGAGGCUGUUCGUCAAAGGGUCACAUAGCUGUCAUGGCGGUAAUUCUCUGAUAUUGCCAGAGACUGCCGAGCGCAGCGCUUUUUUGAUCCGUCCAA
This is a messenger RNA of Cyclopterus lumpus (lumpfish), 3289 nucleotides long. RefSeq names its product thyrotropin-releasing hormone receptor a (gene trhra). The record is from RefSeq and is a predicted model, not a curated record. Gene Ontology annotation, cellular component: membrane. Lineage: Eukaryota; Metazoa; Chordata; Actinopteri; Perciformes; Cyclopteridae. The coding region runs from base 53 to 1306 and encodes 417 amino acids. Gene Ontology annotation, biological process: phospholipase C-activating G protein-coupled receptor signaling pathway. Gene Ontology annotation, molecular function: thyrotropin-releasing hormone receptor activity. The transcript is spliced from 2 exons.